AUGGGUCGUUCGCGUCAACCAGGCCACCGCCAGCGCGGGGCUGGCACCGUAAGCGUGUCUAAAGGAGACGCCGUACGUCAAGGUAUACUAUGUAAGGAAUGGCAGCGCACGCCCAUGCAGCUACUACAAGACUUUUGCCAGUCCAAAAAGCGUCGAAACGCUGUCUACACGCGAGCGAAAAGCAAGGACGCAGCCAAAUUUCGAAUGCGCUGCGUUUUACCGGAUGCAAAAGACAGUAGCAAAGAUUUAAACUUUCGCCCGGAGCAAGAAUUUGAUACACAGGAUGAUGCGAAACACUGUGCUGCUUUAUUGGCGCUGAAACACGUUGAACCUUUGCAACCUUAUGAGAGGAAGCUACCGGAUCCGUAUCGAGACUUGUGGCUGGCAUUAAGCUCGCAAACGACUUUGAAAGAAAACGGAAACGCUAAAGGGGCGGCAAUUGCAGUGAAAAGAGAGGAACAACCGGUAAGAUUGGAGAAGAAAAUGACGACAGUGGAUUCGGAAGACGUGGAUUUAUGGGGUGAAGCCACUGAAGAAAAAAAGUUAGCGAAGAAAGCGAACGACAAGAAAAUUAUCUUGACGAUGGACAGAAAAUUUGCUUCUUAUAAGGAAUUUGAGACUGCGAAACAAGCACAGACUCAAGAAAAGAAUAGAAAACAGCGGUCGAGAGAGAAUCGAGAAAGAGCAAACAUGCCAAAGCAAGUCAUGAUGAGUGCACAGUGCCGAGAAAUGAUCGAAAAUGUACUGAAAAAUAUGGGUGAAUUACCGAAGACUAGCAGAAACAAAGAAUUACAUGAAGAUACUGUUGAACAAAGGAAUUUUUUUAGAGAGAUGGCAACAAAAAAAUUGAAAGCGAUUGGUUUCACCUCGAUGCAGAUUCAAAGUGCGAUGCAAAACUUGUGUGACUUGGGUUUAGAUGGAAGAAGUACUGAAGAUGUACGCAUGAUUGCUAUCUUUGAUUGGCUUUGUUUGAACGUCCCUGAAGGCGAGUUGCCGAAAAAGUUUAAUCCAGAGGGUACGCAGCUCGAUGUGGUGCUAUCAACGUCGGAUAUACCCCGCACAUCUGUGUUAGUGCAGCGAUUGAUGAAGUUUGGUUAUGACCGUCGCGAUGCUGUGGCUGUUGCAAGUGAGUUUUUACAGGAAAACGCGUGCAUGUGCGAAGAAGAAGUUAAGACGCCGUCAAUGUUAACGCUAUUUACAUUGUUAUCGAAGCUAUUCCCCUAUGUGAAAAGAUACUUUAGCUUGAAGGAGGUAGACACAGUAAUUGAGAUGAGUGACGCGUUACUGGAACACCGCCAAAAUGAGAUCUUUGCGCUUGAGACAAUUUAUGAGGAGAAACUUCGAAUAACGCCGCUUGACGAUAAUUCAAGCUCCCAGUUGCUUGAAUUCGAGAUGACAGACGCGCUUCGGCUGUAUAUUUUCUUGUCAGGCCCAUCUAAGUAUCCAUUCGAGUUGCCGCUCGUCGCUUUGACGUCAAAAGAACCUCAACAUCAACCACAUUUACUUGCUGCAUGUGGUGAAGCACUAAAAAAAUGCGUUUCCACGAUAGGUGAGCCCAUGAUCUACGACAUAUACGUUGCAAUUGAUACGUACAUGCACGACCAAAUAGGAUUAACGAUCAGUCCGGCCAGAAUACAACUCAUACGUACUAAUGUGAUUGAAGAUGAGACUUCUGCGGAGCCUUUGCAAGCUGAACAAGACAGGUCAAAAUCACGUAAAUUCAAGCGUGGGCAUGAUAGAAAUGACAAGCGAAAGGCACAUUCUUCCAGUUCAAAGUGUCUUGAUGUGGAAGCUACGCGUCGAAUCAGUGAGAAACUCUUACAGCUAAGAAAAGAUAAAGACAGUCAACAAUCUUAUCAGCAGAUGCUAGCUGCUCGAGCAAAACUUCCUGCUAGCAAGGAAGAAAGUCAAGUGAUCAAGUGUGUUAAAGAGAAUCAAGUGGUGCUUAUUUGUGGAGCUACUGGCUGUGGUAAAACGACACAGAUUCCACAGUAUAUUUUGGAUGAGUACAUCAAUCGUGGGGCGGGUGGUGAGUGCAACAUUGUCUGCACACAGCCACGUCGUAUUGCUGCAAUAGGAGUGGCCACGCGUGUGGCACAGGAACGAUGUGAAAAUAUUGCAGACGUUGUUGGAUACCAGAUUCGUAUGGAAGCGAAAAAGUCUGUGAAUACGCGACUGUUGUUCUGUACGACUGGUGUUCUCCUGCGACGUUUGCUGAACGACCGGCAGCUGUCAGGCGUGUCGCACGUGAUUGUUGAUGAAGUUCAUGAACGCAAUGUAGAUACAGAUUUUUUGUUGUCCAUUCUUCGAGAAUUGUUGCCCCAACGCCCCGAAUUGCGCCUUAUUCUCAUGAGUGCUACUAUGGACUCUAACCUUUUCGUCAAGUACUUUACAUCAACGCCAAGUUCGCCGUGCCCCGUGCUGGAAAUUCCUGGCUUUACAUAUCCAGUCGAACUUAAAUUCUUAGGGGACAUUCUUGAGCAAACGCAGUACAAAGUGCCAAAUUGUUUGUUAAAAGCUCACAAGAAACAAGACGAUAAAGGGAAUACGAUGGAGCUCCAGUCACUGACCAAAAUGACAUAUGAGGAGAUCGCAACGCGCGUGGACGAUAGCAAAAUAGAUUUUGAUCUGAUCGUUCAUUUAGUGCGUUACCUUUGUUCUCAGAAGUCAGAAAGCAAAGUUGAUGAUGGUGCAAUUCUUAUCUUCAUGCCAGGAACUGCUGAAAUCAAGCGAGUUAUUGAGAUGCUCACGCAUGGAAACAAUGGGUUUUCAUCUAAGGUCUGGGCUUUGCCUUUGCACGGCUCACUUUCAGGAGCAGAUCAGGCGAUGGUCUUCAGAUCUGCUCCGCCUGGCAAGACAAAAGUAAUUGUGAGUACGAAUAUCGCUGAAACUUCAAUCACUAUCAAUGAUAUCACAGCCGUCAUUGACUGCGGAAAGGUAAAGGAAAUGGUGUACGAUAGUCGUGCUCGACGCUCGCAAUUGUUAGACUGUUGGGCAUCUCGUGCUGCAUGCGACCAGCGGAAAGGACGAGCAGGGCGUGUGCAGGCUGGCACCUGCUAUCGAUUGUUUUCAACUAAGCGUUUUGCCUCCAUGGACGCUCAAUUGUCUGCCGAAAUUCAUCGCGUCUCGUUAGAGCAGCUCUGUUUGCAAAUAAAAAAGCUCGAACUUGGCUCGAUUAAGGGCUUUCUUGCCAAUGCGAUCGAACCGCCUAAUAACGACUCGAUUGAUUCAGCGAUACGAGAACUGGUCGAUAUUGCUGCGUUUGAAAUGGUAGGGAAAAAUCUCAAGAAUGAAAGCAAUAACGAUUUACAAGUCGUGUUGACACCGUUGGGCAAGCACUUAGCAAUGUUGCCACUGGAUGCUCGUAUUGGCAAGUUUCUUGUAUACGGAUCAAUUCUCCGUUGUGUUGAGCCUGUCGCGAUCAUUGCUUCCUGUAUUUCGAGCCGAAAUCCGUUUGUGAUGAGUACAUCUGAUCCCCAAAUACGUGUGAACCAAAAUGCAUUAAAGAAGGAGCUGGGAGGAAGUUGGAAGAGUGAUCACUUGUUGCUAUGGAAGUUGGUAGAGCGCUACGCGCCUUUACGUGGACAGAAGAUGAAGCGAGAUUUCUGUCGCGAAGCUGGGCUUUCGUAUGACACUAUGGAGUCAAUUGUUGAAUUAAAACAUCAAUAUCUACAGCAAUUAGAUAACAUCGGAUUCUAUGAAUCCUCUCGUGCUGUUCUUUACAAUGCAAAUGCAAACGCGCCUCGCAUGAUCAAAGCAGCACUUUGUGCGGGUCUGUACGCAAACGUCGUACAAGUUGUAUACCCGGAACAAAAGUACUUUCAAGCUGCACACGGUGUCGUUGAAGAGGAUCACAAUGCUAAACAGAUCAGAUAUUAUGUACGAUCAGUUACGGAGGCUAAUCAGCGCGAGCGUGUGUUCUUGCAUCCAUCGUCGUGCAACUUUAGUCAAAACAAUUACGAUUCACCUUGGCUUUUGUACACCGAGUUGGUACAAACAUCGAAGAUUUUUGUACGUGAAUGUACGAUGGUCAAUACGUACGCCUUGUUAUUGUUUGGAGGCCACUUAGAAGUGACUCACGAGAAAAAUCUGCUGACGCUGGAUGGUUGGAUUCACUUUAACGCUGUGGCUCGUAUUGGUGUCCUCAUAAAGAAGAUUCGUCAACAUUUGGAUCGCCUCUUGUUAGAUAAAAUUGCUAAUCCAAGUAUUGAGAUUGCACAGAGUGAAUUGGUAACUGCCAUUAGUCACUUGCUCACGAGUGAAGGAAUGUACGCGGCGUAG
Molecule: messenger RNA, 4281 nt
Organism: Plasmopara halstedii
Lineage: Eukaryota; Oomycota; Peronosporomycetes; Peronosporales; Peronosporaceae
Product: atp-dependent rna
Exons: 1
Coding region: 1-4281 (1426 amino acids)
Cellular component (GO): nucleus; intracellular anatomical structure
Molecular function (GO): protein binding; ATP binding; RNA binding
Source: RefSeq, a predicted model, not a curated record